UUAAGCAUCUGACACUCUUUUCUCUACAAAUUUUAAUCUUAACCUUUAUUUUCUACUACCACGCCAUCUCGUGUUGCAAUUAUGCUGGCCUUUACUCUUCUGCAAAUCAAUGGGAUAUUUUUAUAACGAGCACUUGCUCGUUAAAGAACAGAGAGGGAGAGACAAAAGGCCACUUGCAUGCAAUAUUUUAUGGUAAUUUUAUGCAAUAAACGUUGAAAUGUUUGUCAUCAAUUUUCUUAACUCAUAUUUCAUGUGCACCAAGCGACCAAGCCACCCACACCCAUUCGCCCCACUUAGUCAACAGAGGUCUGCACUUUCAUCGCGGCGGUUGGAUGGAAUUGAGCGCCAGCUGAAAAGGAGCGGUCAAUUCCUUGACCCAUUAUGUGGAACUCGAGCUCAAUCGAAUACUGGAACGCGUGUUAUUAACGGACAGAUUACACAAAAUAACUCCAGUCCCUGGAUGGUUUUUCUAAAGGCAACUGACGACACAUUCGUGUGCGGAGGAACUUUAAUCACAAAUAGACUGGUAUUAACUGCAGCGCAUUGCUUUACUCCACCAAAGACUUUAUUCGCUCGCCUGGGGGAGUUUAAAAGAAGCUUUAAAGGAGGAUAUAAGCCGGAGGUUAGGGUGGACGCAGGAUUCAGACAUCGCCUCUACAAUAAGAAAACGCAUGUAAACGACAUUGCCAUUCUACGACUGGCAAAAGCUGUAACUUACAGAGAAAACAUCAGACCGAUCUGCAUAGUGUGGGACCCCAAAUGGAGGGGCUACAUCGACAGCAUCCAAAUGCUAACCGGCACUGGAUGGGGCAACACCGAGACGGGACUGGACAGCGAUGAGCUCAGGACACUGGAUAUUCAGCGCCGGUCUCCACAUGUGUGCAAUCAACACACCGGCAAUAACAUAGUGAGCAAUCAGUUCUGUGCGGGAAACUGGAAUAGUAAUCUGUGCAACGGCGACUCCGGAGGACCUUUGGGAGCUAUGAUCACCUAUCAAAACAAGCAGCGCUUUAUCCAGAUCGGUAUCGCCAGCUUCACGAACCAAAGAUGCCAAAUAGCAGCCGUUUACACGGAUGUGUUGGGCCAUAUUGAUUUUAUCCUCCGAGUUUGGCGGCAGUAUGGCAAUGGUCAAAAAGCGCCUACUCCAACAACAACAACGACAUCGACAACAACAACAACAACGAUAAGACCAGCAAUUAGACUACCUACAAGGCCACCAAUCGAGAAUGAUUAUGAUGAUGAUUCAUUUGAUUUGACGGGUCCUGAGUAUUCAAACGAAUAUAUUCCAGCUCGAUAUCCAUUCCAAUUCGAAGUUGAGUUCCCAGUUCAAUAUCCAGUUUCGUAUCCAGUUCAAUUUUAUUGGUUCGGUUAAAGUGUAAUAUAAUAAACUUUUUUAUAUUUUUAUAAAGAUAAUUAUAAUUUGUAUCAA
Drosophila rhopaloa is the source of this 1429-nucleotide messenger RNA. RefSeq names its product chymotrypsin-like protease CTRL-1. Gene Ontology annotation, molecular function: serine-type endopeptidase activity. Lineage: Eukaryota; Metazoa; Arthropoda; Insecta; Diptera; Drosophilidae. Gene Ontology annotation, biological process: proteolysis. The record is from RefSeq and is a predicted model, not a curated record. The coding region runs from base 218 to 1372 and encodes 384 amino acids. The transcript is spliced from 5 exons.